This is a messenger RNA of Alosa alosa (allis shad), 2364 nucleotides long. RefSeq names its product coiled-coil domain-containing protein 106-like. Gene Ontology annotation, cellular component: nucleoplasm. The record is from RefSeq and is a predicted model, not a curated record. Bases 1283 to 1969 code for a protein of 228 amino acids. The transcript has 7 exons. NCBI's taxonomy places the organism in Eukaryota, Metazoa, Chordata, Actinopteri, Clupeiformes, Clupeidae.
CAUUGAUAUAUAAGCUUACUGAAAAUCAAAUAUAGGCCUAGCCUACAAUUGUGUUCCACAGACAAUAUGUCCUACAGAUAAUAACAACAGUAAGAACAUAGGCUAACCUAAGUCAUGACGACACGAGGGCUUAAGUCUCAUGUUGGCCUAUGACUACGUAGCCUAGGCUACCAAGCACGUCUGUGUCUGUGACAGUGAAAUAGCUCCAAUAUUAAUUGUGUCGCCAAUAAAUAUAUGCUAACAUGAAUCUCAUCAGUCACCUAUAGAUAAGGGUUAGGCUAUAACAUAUGUAGGCUAUAAUGUAAAAAUAGGGUCAUAUCAUAUAAUGUUGACUUAUUAAGAUGGGGGAGAGAGCUGGACAUAUUACACUGAACUAACUGUUCAUUGUUGAAAAUCAAUCAAAAGUUUGUAGUUGAUCCGGAUGUCAUUGGUCGCAAGGACUGUUAAUGGGUGUAUCCACAAUUGGGACCUUGUUACAAGUUGGUCUUUCAGGUGCUAAUGCAAUCAGUGGCCGUCAGAAAACAUGUUAGACAACUGAGGAAUGAGAUGCCACACAUAAAAUGUACAGUCAAACAGAACCCACAAACAUCAAUGGGAAUCAACCAAACACUGAAGGGAACCAUGUUAUUGUCAAUCAGCACUCUGCCACGCUAAAUCAGACCCUGCUUAUGUUUGUGCAGAGCAGAACAGAUAUUUGUAGAUAUGGUGCAGGACCUGUUAAGAGAGAUUGGCAGCUCAGUCUCCCUCAUAUUAGUCCCUACGGUGAACGAUGUAAUAGCAUAGUGCUGCUGCUUCUGAUGUGCAAGACAAGACAGGGUAUAUAUUCAUAAUGUGACAGGCAGCAUGUAUUUAUCAUUAUGUUACAACCUCUGCACAACUACUAUUGAUGUUAGAAGAACAAAACAAUACAUCUUCAAAUGUUCAUUGCUUAUUGCAUGUGUUAUAAAAACAAAAUCCUUGUCUGCUUUCUGUGUUUUUGCAUGCACCUGUCUACAGGGGUGUAAAGACAUAUUUGUUCACCAUGCACCAUGCACCGCUGUUCUGAGUCAUUGUUUCGUUUAGAUUAUGGUUGCCAGAUUUUUAGAAAAACAUCUCAACAUGAUUCUACUCUUUUUUCAGAAUCGUUAACCUGGCAAACACAACUAUGCUGAUAAAAAGAAUUACCUGGCAACUCCACUGCAAGGAAGAAAGCCAACGGAAGUUCAGUCGAUCGCAGAGACUUCGGUUGCAAAUUUACACCGUCAAUAUCAAGAUCAUUUGCGCGUUGAACAAGGAAUAGAGGAUGGCUGGCCGUAAAAAAAAAGCCAAACCAGCAAAUGUCAAAACUAGUACCAUGCCUGAAACCAUCACCAUUGAAUCCACAAGUGCUGGUGAAGUGUCCAGGUGUGAAGAUGUCACUCCACCAACACAAGAAAAACUGGAGGAGCAAGAUAAAGAUGUGGCAUGUAGUGAUUCAUCAGACGACUUCCAGUCAUCAGCCAGCAAUGUUAAACAACAGAACAAGAGGCUGUUGUCAGAAAUAAAAACUCUACAGGAGAAGGUUGCCAUGUUAGAAAAUGAACGAGAUUUUCUGCGGACAACCCUUACCACGGCCAUGGCAUCCACUGGAAAAAGCCAACCAAAGAAGAAGCAAGAUGAAAUAUCAUCUGGUUCUUCUGACUCUGAGAUUGGAUCAUCUUCGUCAUGUGCAAUUUUAUCAUCUGCAUCUUCCGAUGAUGAGCCGAAGAAGAAGAAAAAGAGGAAGACAAAGAAGAAGGAGGAUCAUCCCCUCGCCAAGACAAGAGCACAGACACCAGAUGAUGUCUUGCAAAGAUACAUAAACGUCUUGAAGGCCUAUAAAAGCUGCCGCAGCAUGACCAAAGCAUUUCAAAAAACACGAAUUGACCGGAACACGAUGGCGCUAUCUGCACCUCUUGCAGAAAUAAUGUUGAUUAAACCUAAAUUCCUCAUAAAUUUCUCAUAUUCAUAAAUGCAUUUUGUGCAUUCUGUCUUUUUGUUUUCCUCUGCCCAUUAGUGUUUACUUACUGUGUAUAAACAAAUGUUUGUGAAUUGUUCUUGAAUGAGGAACUUAAGUUUCUAGGGCAGUGUUCUUUAAAUAUAUACAACCUGACCUGGUUUAGGAGGACCUGGAGUUUUGCUUUUACUUACUUGCUUUUUAUUUGAUUUAAAUGAAACCAUUUUCAAUAACGUGGUAUACUUUAUGUUUAUAGAAAAGCUUGGAAUUUACAGCACUCUUCCAGUUUCCAGUACACAACUUACUGUUUCAUUUCCUGUCUCUAUCACAUGUACUGGUACUAGAUUGUGGUGUAAAAGCACUGAUGGUCCAAGACAUUAAAAACAUGACAUUCAAGUAAUACAUGAAAA